UCCCGGAGCCGGCGGCGGCCUAAGUGAUGGACGAGACGAGCCCCCUGGUGUCCCCCGAGCGGGCCCAACCCCCGGACUACACCUUCCCGUCGGGCGCUGCCAACCACUUCCCGCAGGUGCCGGGCGCCGCGGUCCGAGUGGCGGCGGCGGCGGCGGCAGCGGCGGCGGCGGCCGGCCCGGCGCCUUCUCCCCCCGGCUCGCCCGGCCACGACCGGGAGCGGCAGCCGCUGCUGGACCGGGCCCGGGGCUCGUCGGCGCCGGGCCAGGCGCAGGUGGUGGCGGCGCAGGCGCAGGCCCUGGCGGCCCAGGCGGCCCAGGCGGCGGCGGCCCACGCCGCGCAGGCCCACCGCGAGCGCAACGAGUUCCCCGAGGACCCCGAGUUCGAGGCGGUGGUGCGGAACGCCGAGCAGGCCAUCGAGCGCGGCAUCUUCCCCGAGCGCAUCUACCAGGGUUCCAGCGGCAGCUACUUCGUCAAGAACCUGCAGGGGAAGAUCAUUGGUGUCUUCAAACCCAAGAAUGAAGAGCCAUAUGGGCAACUUAAUCCUAAAUGGACCAAGUGGCUACAGAAGCUGUGCUGUCCCUGCUGCUUUGGUCGAGACUGCCUUGUUCUUAACCAGGGCUAUCUCUCAGAAGCAGGGGCCAGUCUGGUGGAUCAGAAACUGGAACUCAACAUUGUUCCCCGUACAAAGGUCGUAUACCUGGCCAGUGAGACCUUCAACUAUAGUGCCAUUGAUCGAGUGAAGUCCAGGGGCAAGCGCCUUGCAUUAGAGAAAGUGCCAAAAGUUGGACAGCGGUUUAAUCGCAUUGGUCUACCACCAAAGGUUGGUUCAUUUCAGCUCUUCGUUGAAGGCUACAAAGAUGCAGACUUUUGGCUACGGCGUUUUGAAGCAGAACCUCUCACUGAGAACUCCAACCGGCAUCUCCUGCUGCAAUUUGAGCGGUUGGUGGUGCUCGAUUACAUCAUCCGAAAUACUGAUCGAGGCAAUGACAACUGGCUGAUUAAAUAUGACUAUCCCAUGGAUAGUUCUGAUUCUCGGGACACAGAUUGGGUAUUGGUGAAGGAUCCUAUUAUCAAGGUUGCUGCUAUAGACAAUGGGCUGGCUUUCCCCUUAAAGCAUCCUGACUCUUGGAGGGCAUAUCCUUUUUACUGGGCCUGGUUGCCCCAGGCGAAAAUACCAUUCUCUCAGGAGAUCAAAGAUCUGAUUCUUCCAAAGUUAUCAGACCCUAACUUCAUCAAGGAUUUGGAGGAGGACCUCUAUGAACUUUUUAAGAAAGAUCCUGGUUUUGACAGAGGCCAGUUCCACAAGCAGAUUGCUGUCAUGCGGGGACAAAUCCUGAAUCUGACACAGGCCCUGAAGGAUAACAAGAGCCCCCUGCACCUGGUACAGAUGCCGCCCGUGAUCGUGGAGACAGCACGCUCGCACCAGCGCUCCAACUCCGAGUCCUACACACAGAGCUUUCAGAGUCGGAAGCCUUUCUUCUCUUGGUGGUAGCCCCACAGGCCCCAGAGGCACUGACUGGCACUGUCAGAGACUUGGGCUGGGAGGAAGCCUAGGAUCGGGGGUGAGGAAGCCUGAGAGAAGAGAGCAGUGCCCUUGAGAGCCCCAGCAAGCAACACCUGCAGGGGGCUUGGACCCUUCUGAGGGUGCAGGGUGCUUGGGGCUCCUGUCAGUGUCCCUGUGCUGGGGAAGGAGCAGCUCCUUUUGGCAGCCCCUGAGGCAGGCUGAGGACUUGCCUCUCCUCCCUGACACCCUUCUCUUGCAAUUCCUCCUUAUAUUCUGCAUCAGAAACAAAACAGAAUGUUUAAAUACUAGUAGCUUCACCUAGGCAGGAUCCCAGCUCUCUUCCCCCAUACUUGUGGUUGGGAACAUUCGGAUGCCUGAUUCCAGUGGACCAAGGCAGCCGGCAAGGUGAACCAGGGCCACAUCAUUCCUUCGGGUCUUUGCCAAGUUCCUGUUCCCCUCUUUUCCCACCAGUGCAAUAGAUGGACAAAAAGUCCCUGAAAACACCCGUGGUGGUGAUCCUUCUGCUCCAGAACCAACUCCGGCAGCUCUGCUGUCUGCUGGGACUGCCUCUUGCCUUGUCUCUUCUCAAAGGCAGGAGGCAAGAUGCUGACUUCCCAGCAGGCAAGAGCAUCUAUGUGGCAGAAGUGUGUGUGGGAGCACCCUUGUUCUAAGGGUAAAUGGUCCCAGACAUGCUUCC
Molecule: messenger RNA, 2202 nt
Organism: Suncus etruscus (white-toothed pygmy shrew)
Lineage: Eukaryota; Metazoa; Chordata; Mammalia; Eulipotyphla; Soricidae
Gene: PI4K2A
Product: phosphatidylinositol 4-kinase type 2 alpha
Exons: 9
Coding region: 27-1493 (488 amino acids)
Biological process (GO): endosome organization; Golgi organization; phosphatidylinositol phosphate biosynthetic process
Cellular component (GO): trans-Golgi network; plasma membrane; lysosomal membrane
Molecular function (GO): 1-phosphatidylinositol 4-kinase activity
Source: RefSeq, a predicted model, not a curated record